AUGACUGCAUUUGAGCCGUUCGAUUCCGUUGAUAUGAGUUCGUUGACUUCGGAAGCUGAAUUAGACUUCCAGUUCGAAAAUGAUAAGGUCCUGGGAUUCUAUAAGAAAUUAAUGGCCUGUGUUUGCUCGAUAUGUGGUUUCACGGCAUCUAACAUGUCGGCCCUUAAUCGGCACACUACAAAUGAACAUCGCCUUUCCUUUUGCGAUCUCUGCCUUCGUCAUGCACAUAUGCUUCCUUCGGAAUUUGUGCCCUUAUCCAGUAAGGAUCUUGCUGCCCAUCGGAGAUGGGACAGUGUGAAGAAGCGAGGUCAUCCAGUUUGCAAAUUUUGUGCUCAGACAUUCUACGAGUUUGAAAAUCUUGUAGUGCACAUAAGGGAAGCUCAUUUCAUUUGCGAUUUCUGCCAUACUGCUGGUGUGUUUGAGGUUUUUCGACGCCAGCAAGAAUUGUUUUCCCACUACAAAGAAAUGCAUUUCGUCUGCCCCGAGUGCGAAUCGGCCGGUAGAAUGGCAUGUUUCGUGUCAGAGGAGCAGUUGGGCAUCCAUAGGAUGCGUGAGCACCCUAACGAGUCAAGGAAUGACCCGUCCCUUUGGGAGCCUUUGCAGAUCCUCUACUCCAACCAAGGACUCAUUGGUCAGCAUACUCGUGAUCGCAACAGUGGACGCCGUGGCCUAAACGCUCCUAACGAAGAUGGUGGUGAAGCAGAUGGUCUGGUGGUGUUUUACCCCGCACAGCCGCGGGCCCCAAUGCCAGAGGAGUGGACGGUCACGGACUUCCCUUCGCUCACAGGCGAGAGGGCGGCGAACAACAACGACGCAGGUAACGAAGCAAGUACAGAGACUCAGCGGACGACCUCGGCGGUGGCGGGAAGGCAGACUCGAUCGCACGCUGAGGUGGUGAGCGGGAGAGGCGGAGGCAGCUACGCUAAUUCGCACAAUCUCAACGACUUUCCUUCCCUCCCUUCAUCGUCCUCUGGCAAUACGUCAGCAAAUCAGCCACCGUCCCAACCAAAGUGGGUGGAUACUAAAAGGAGUGCAUCUGCAGCUGUAUCUUCUAAAUCGGACGGUCAAAAGAUAGCCUCAAAAUCGGUUCCUAACGUCGACGAUUUCCCCAGUCUGGUUGGCUCCUCCACCUCUGCCAAUCAUAUCUCACCAGGAAAUUGGGCUCCAGCACAAAUCAAGGUCACACCCAAACCGAAGGAUGCUAGACGUCAACCAAUCGCGGAUGAUUUCCCACCUCUAUCACCCACUGCUUCCACUUCCUCUACCAGUCAGCGUGCUCUGCCCGAAUCUUGCCUCCCUUCCUGCGUACCAUCAACGUCUAAGCAAGCGGAAAAGACAAAGAAUAAGAAGGUGAAAUCGAAGGCUGUGGAGCCUUCUCUCCCUCCAGCUCCCGAUUUGGAACCCUUCUCGUCGGUUUUGCUCAAGGCGAAAAAGAGUUCUUGGUGGAAUAACGCCGAUAACGAUGGCGCGGUGUCACGAAUGGUUAAGGGAGAGGACGGUGCGGGCGGUAGAAUGGCUGAACCAAUAUACUCGCGGGUUCAAACCGUGGAUCACUUUGACCCUAUCGACACCGCGUCGACAUCCGUAAUACCUCCUCCUCCAAAUUUUUCGCCCCAAGAUUUUCCCAGUCUUGGAGGGGAUGUGAAACCGUCGAAGAAGAAUGCUUUCCCCACCACCUCAAAGAAACCACCUGAAUUGAAAAAGGAACGGAGGAAAUCAACUCCAGAUCCACAGCUACCACAAGCAACUUCAACAAAUUCGAAGAAAAAGGACGUCAAUGUUAAUCAAAAUCAGGCAUCGUCUGAGGAAAUAAAAAGUUUACCCGACCUAGAGGACACCGAGACAGUUCUAUACGAGAAGAAUAUCUACACGCCGCCGCUGGACUACGAGGCCAAAAAUCGAGAAGUGAUAACAAUAGCCGAGACGGUUUUGAGUGGUGAAGGCUAUUCCAAAAACGCCUUUAACCGAUUUGCUACUCUCUCCCGUCUCUUUCGACAUGGACAGCUUUCCGCCCAUUCCUACUUAGAGGCCCUGGAGAGCCUGUUGACGUGCAAGGGCGAGCUGUUGCAAACCGAUUGGCUUAGUUCGAUGAUCGCCCUCCUGCCUGACGUGGGACUCCAACGCGCCCUCUUUCGUGCGAUGAAGGGUGAGGCCGCACCUCGGGUGCCCCAUGUUUCCACUCCCUCACGUUGUCGUGGCAACAAUCCGCCCGUCUGGGCCAAGGGUGUUGUUGCUGCCCUACAGGUCUGCUCCGUUUGUGGUCAGGUGUGUCGCCGCUCCGGCAUGCGUGAACACACGGAAUUGGCACACAGUUAA
Molecule: messenger RNA, 2316 nt
Organism: Echinococcus granulosus
Lineage: Eukaryota; Metazoa; Platyhelminthes; Cestoda; Cyclophyllidea; Taeniidae
Product: Zinc finger protein 598
Exons: 9
Coding region: 1-2316 (771 amino acids)
Biological process (GO): protein ubiquitination; rescue of stalled cytosolic ribosome
Molecular function (GO): ribosome binding; ubiquitin protein ligase activity
Source: RefSeq, a predicted model, not a curated record